AUGAAAACUGAAAGCGUUUUGAUCUUUGUUCUUCUCUCUUUAUCUGUAAACGUGUUUUCUGAGGCUGCUAGAACCGGCGGCUGGACUCCAAUCAAGAACAUCAAUGAUCCAUACGUGAAGGAGAUCGCUGAGUUCGCAUUGACAGAACACGGGAAACAAUCUGGUGAAAAAUUGAGUCUGGUGAAAGUAGUUAGCGGUGAAAGUCAGGUUGUUGCCGGAACCAAUUAUCGACUUGUGUUGGCAGCCAAAGAUGAAUCUGCUGCUACCAAGAAUUAUGAAGCGCAAGUUUGGGAUAAACCUUUUGCACAUUUUAGGAACCUCACUUCGUUUAAACCUCUUUCUUAA
This is a messenger RNA of Vicia faba (fava bean), 345 nucleotides long. Lineage: Eukaryota; Viridiplantae; Streptophyta; Magnoliopsida; Fabales; Fabaceae. The record is from the annotation of a GenBank genome assembly.